This is a messenger RNA of Triticum turgidum subsp. durum (durum wheat), 639 nucleotides long. The record is from the annotation of a GenBank genome assembly. NCBI's taxonomy places the organism in Eukaryota, Viridiplantae, Streptophyta, Magnoliopsida, Poales, Poaceae.
AUGCCAGAGGCCAUGGCCGAGGCCGGGGAGCUGGUGGUGAGCAGCGCCCAGCAGGACGACAUGCUGCGGGUGGUGGCCGCCCUGGCCGGCAUCCUGGAGCGCGUCGCGGAGCGCAACGACGCGGUGGCCACGCCCGGGGAGGCGGCGCCGGCGUCGGCGUUCCGGGCGACGACCAAGCCGGGCAUCUCGGUGCGCGCGUACGUGGCGCGCAUCGCGCGGUUCGCCGGGUGCAGCCCCGCGUGCUACGUCGUCGCCUACAUCUACCUCGACCGGCUGCUGCAGCGCGCCCGCGGCUUCGCCCUCGCCGUGGACUCCUACAGCGUGCACCGUCUCCUCAUCACGACCGUGCUCGCCGCCGUCAAGUUCAUGGAUGACGUAUGCUACAACAACGCCUACUUUGCCAAGGUCGGGGGCAUCAGCCUGGUCGAGAUGAACUACCUGGAGGUCGACUUCCUGUUCGGCGUCGGGUUCGACCUCAACGUCACGCCGGAGACAUUCGGCCACUACUGCGCCGUGCUCCAGUCCGAGAUGCUCUGCGCGGAGGCUGCUUCUGCGCCGCCGAGGCUGCAGCACUGCUGCCUCUCUGAAUCCGAGGACGAUGCCGCCAGCUGCGGCAGCCAGCAGCAGCUGGCGGCAUGA